AUGUUCCAAAACCACCAACAAUUUUUGUCAGAAAAUAAUAAUUUGAGAAAACAGGAUCUUGAGUUGGCAGCUAACUUAGGAAAUUCUUUGUUGCAAGAGAACAAGGAAUUAUUAGAAAAAAAUGAAUUUCUCGAAGAAUCUCUUGCAACAAGCAAUGAAACAAUCUCUCAACUUCAACGCCAUUUAAAACAACGUAGCAAACUUUUUCGUACAAUUGUAGAUUUGGAGAAUGAAUAUACUGAAGAGGAGGAGACGGAGAAGGCUUGUUGUAGUAAUUCUUGUGCUGCGAGGUCGGUAGAUUUUUCUCGAAUGGAAAAACAACUUUCAAAUUUGGAGAAAGAAAAUACUCGAUUGCGUAUUAAGGUUGAUGAUUUGGAAGAACAAAAGAAGACUAUUGAAAAGAGAGAAGGGAAUACUGUUAGCGAUUAUAUGUCACAAUUGAGGACGGCGAAUUUAAAGAUUGCACAAAUUCAAGUUCAACUGGGUGAGAAAGCAAAACAAUGUGAAUCCCAAACAGAAGAAAUCCAACGAUUAUUGUCUGAUAUUUCUGAAAGGAAGAAACGGGAACGUAUUCUUUGGGAUGAAAAUGAGGACAUUCAAACACGUUUGGACAAUGAAAUACAGACACAUGAACAACUUCGUUCUGAAAUUGAAUUACUCCAAGAACGCUAUUUAGAUCUUAUUGUAGUGCUUAAAGACACAGAAGAUGAAUUGAGGGAACACCGUCGAAAGGCGGAAGUUCCUCCCCCACCUCCAAUUAGACGAACAAAUAGUGUAGACUCGCUUUAUGAUUCUUUAGCGUCAGAAUUGGAAGGAGCUGAUUCUGGUGGAUGUUAUGGAACUCCAAUGUUUUCUGCAAGAUAUGGUCCAUCAGCACAUUGUAGUUCUUUGGGUUCUGGGGGUGCUAUUGAUCAACAACAACAAUCACCAUCUCACCAACCAUCUACUUCAAAUGCUUUACUUGAUUGUCAACCUCAACAAGAAAUGUCUUUAAAUUGUCAAAAUUUUGAUGUGCCUUCUCGUGCCUUAUUAGAAGCUGUUCGUAGUACUCUUGAAGAUAGAAAACAUUUACAAAGAUUAAAUAAUAAACAACAGAAAAGAAAAAUUUCUAAAGAAGAAGGGAAAGACAGUCAACCACCAAUAAUUGAUUCUCCAACUACACCCAUUUGUAUUCCUUUAAAUAAUGGAGGACAACAAAUAUCUAGAAAAAUCUUUCAGGAUGCAUGUUGUUCACCAAUUCAAUUCUCUCCAAGACAAUCAAAUAACGAAUGUGCCUCUUCUUCUUUUUGUUGGAAAUUUUCAACUCCACAAAAAACCAACAAAAACAUUUCUUUGCAAAAUAAUUCUGGUUCUUCAACAGAAAGUAUUGAUUCACUUUCUAGUUAUUGUCCACCAAAAUUAGGAACUCCUGGAAGGCCUGGUUCUAAAGAUUUGGAUUUUAGUAUUAGACGGUUGUCCUUGCGAAAAGAGGAAAAACAAAUUCUCCCACAAGAGAAGAAAUGUGAAGAAGAAAUUGUCAUCCAUCCAAAUUUGAUAAAUGAAAGUUAUGCCCGUUUUCGCAAUUCUAAAGGACUUCCUCCUACUCAAAAUGGAUUUUACUCUCCAAAUGGAACGAAUUGUCAAUUUAUAUAUAAAUCUGGAUUUCCAAGUUGUUGUCCAACAAAACAACUUAAUCGUUUAUGUAAAAAUUCUUCAAAUAAUAAUUCUCCAAUAAUUAGUAAAAGCAGUCCAGAAUGUUCGAGAUUUUCUUUAAUUAAAAAAGAAGAAGAAAAUAAUUUAUUUAAAUCUUCUUUUGGAAAAGGAAAAAUAACAAAAAAUGGAGGAAUAUUUUGUUUAGCUGAUUUAUUUAUUAAAAAUAAUAGAAGGGAAAAUAAUGGAGGAAAUUCUCGAACAAUUGUAACAAGUGAAAGUUGUUCUUCAGGUUUAGAAUGUUAUGGAAAUAAUUCUUCUACAAAUGAAGAUAAUUUGACAAUUAAAAACAGUAAUUCAGAAGAAUCCCCUCCAAAAUCUUCAAAAAAUAUUCAAAAAUAUUUAUUUGCUCAACAAAAAAUUAAUGAACUUGGAAUUAAUUUACUAAAUUCUUCCAAUAGCAAUACAAGUGUGAUAACAGCUAUAGAAAUACAAAAACAACAAAAUAUUUUGGGUGUUCUACAACGUUUUGGAGGCAACUAA
Molecule: messenger RNA, 2172 nt
Organism: Meloidogyne enterolobii
Lineage: Eukaryota; Metazoa; Nematoda; Chromadorea; Rhabditida; Meloidogynidae
Source: the annotation of a GenBank genome assembly